Messenger RNA from Candida tropicalis MYA-3404, 498 nucleotides. RefSeq lists its product as uncharacterized. The coding region runs from base 1 to 498 and encodes 165 amino acids. The record is from RefSeq and is a predicted model, not a curated record. The transcript has a single exon. Lineage: Eukaryota; Fungi; Ascomycota; Pichiomycetes; Serinales; Debaryomycetaceae.
AUGCGUACUAUGGAGACUGUAACUAAUCAACAUUUCAUGAUAAUAGGUGGCCCCAAGAGUACUCUGAGGUCUUAUGAAAAUCUCAAAUCACGAAUGGGUUCAAGGAUCCAAGAUCUUGAAUUCUUAGCUAUAUCAUAUUUUUGGAACAUUGCUUGUGUAUUUUCGUUUUGGAGCCUAGGAGGAGACAUUAUUCGAGUGUAUUUUACAGACAUUCGUUUCAUGGACCAAUUUUCUGUUUAUGCUGAAAAUAAUUUCAAAGAACCUAUUAAAGAACAAGGAAUAGCAUAUGUCAAUUGGAAACUUACCAAGGUUUUUUCUGAUUAUGAAAAGGAUGACAAUCAAACUGAAGAUAAAAUCUCGGUACGUUUUGCGCUGACGAAUUCUUGGAUACUACCGAAGGAAGACAGCCCUGGAAAUAAAAUUGUUUGGAGAAAGUUGGACUACCGACAACACCUCCACUGUUCACUCGUUAGUGAUUUUCUUACUAUUAAUGAUUAA